Molecule: messenger RNA, 937 nt
Organism: Trachymyrmex septentrionalis
Lineage: Eukaryota; Metazoa; Arthropoda; Insecta; Hymenoptera; Formicidae
Exons: 1
Source: RefSeq, a predicted model, not a curated record
AUGGAGACAAGUGAUCCGUCGGGUAGACUAACGGCGGAAGACUUAUCGGAUUGCAUAAGUGAUAGCAGCCAUUCGGAGUCUCAAUUAAGAGCUUUUCAAAGUUAUGAGCGCAUCAAAGAGCUGAAUCUGUCUAUUGAUAAAACCAAAGAAGAUGCAUCGACGGAACCGAAAGAUUUUCAUCUUAGUCUGGAAGGUGGCGAUAGGACAUCUCUCCGAUUCAAUGAAUUUUCAUGUGAAAAUCCGACCAGAAAUUUGACUAUGACGUUGAAUAAAACCAAAGAUUUCGGUUACUCCGCCAAUAAUUUGACUGAAAUUAAUUAUCCGUUGGAGAGAUUGAACGAGAAUGAGGAAUCAACUGACGCCUCAACGCUUUGCAGACCAAAAAAUUCCAGCGCUAAAAACGUGCUAUUUAAUUUGCGCGAGACGAAACAAAGGAGUCCUCAUGCGUCGUUAUCUUCUUUAGAUAGGUAUAGCAAGGAUCUUAACUUCGUGGUAGAAAAGGAAAUAAAGGACUUCGGCCUGCUCAAGAAUUAUAAUCUCGAUCGCAUGAAAGAGUUCAAUUUUUCCCUAGAUAGAAUGAGGGAUACUCAUAUUAGCAGUUUGGCCCUUGAAAGAUUGCGUGGUGGUGCUGGUUUAUUAGAAAAUUCGAGCAUGUUAGAUCACAAGGAAUUUAGGAACUUGCAAGUACAGCCGAGGAAUCCCGAUCUUGAAGCAAUAGCUUUGGAACGUAUGAGACGCUCGCAUCUACUUGGUACAGAACUAUCCGCGCAAAAUUUGUCAACGCAAGUGCCGCAUUCGCAUUCGAUUACGCACAUGCAACAUUCACAACAACAGCAGCAACAACAAGCAAAGUCCUUCACCAUCGACGCUAUCUUAGGCUUAAGGAACAAUCAGCGAGAAAAACGAAAUCAGCAGCAACAAUACAGAAAACAUCAGG